Ceraceosorus guamensis is the source of this 1008-nucleotide messenger RNA. RefSeq lists its product as hypothetical. Bases 200 to 910 code for a protein of 236 amino acids. NCBI's taxonomy places the organism in Eukaryota, Fungi, Basidiomycota, Exobasidiomycetes, Ceraceosorales, Ceraceosoraceae. The transcript is spliced from 2 exons. The record is from RefSeq and is a predicted model, not a curated record.
AGUCACAGGGAUCGUUGAUUCGGGUGCGGGAUUUGGCCUAGAGGAGUCAUCCACAGAUCGCUGUCGUCGAGUCCGGAGACGCUGCAGAGCGUGCUCGACAUUCGCGAUUCGCAGGCCCUGCUUGAACGGAUGGGACUGUUCUGUUCGACUGCCGCGCUGGCACUGGCACUGGCACUGGCACUGGCAUGCUCACCAGCCGAUGAAGCAUUCCUACUCAUCCGCCAGGAAAGCAAAGGCUCUCCGAUCACGCCAUCGCCGUCACGACCUCAACGAUCUGUCAGCGCUGUUGGACACGAAUGCUUGCAAAUUCCACAUCCAUGCAAACUCGCAUGGCCCAGCAGCGUUCGUCGUUUGUGGCCUGAGGACACCAAAGUGCGUUGUCACUUCGCCAAAUGCAUCUCUGUGGCCCAACAACACCAAUGGACGUCCUCUUCAACUAUUUUGGAUGCCUUGCGUCGCGCUCGGUGCUGUUGGGCCACAAUCGCAAGACUUGCUCUGCUCUACGUGGGUUUUGCCAGGCACAUCGUCUGCUCGGACAAUGCAUGCGCGCGUCGUGCUGGAUCCACCGGUGACGUGGGCCACAGGUCCAACGCGUCUGGCAUGCGGACCACAUAAAGAGAUACUCAACUUGUAUUCGCGUCCGGACGCUGAUGGAGGAGCGGAGGCAUCGCGCGAAAGAGCGACACAUUCGCGUGGAGCGUGUCCCAAUAAAAGACUACUAAACACAAAAUGCCGUCCGGCGUGCAUCCAGGAAACGGGGGAUGCAUUCAGGAAACGGGGGAUGGCAGCGCGCUGGGCACACCGGUCUGCGCGCCAGUCGCCAGAACACUGGUCAGCUGCUACACUUGAGACUGUACGCGCACACCCAAGCAUGUUUGGCGUGCGAUUAGGAGGGCGCUCUCGCCUAUAAAUAGGGCCUUUUUUCGCCUCUCCCUCUUUCCAACUUUUUUCCUCAUCCUCAUCAUCCCUCCCAACUCGUUCCACUCACGACAACUCAAGUAUUGGUGA